This is a messenger RNA of Racocetra fulgida, 429 nucleotides long. Lineage: Eukaryota; Fungi; Glomeromycota; Glomeromycetes; Diversisporales; Gigasporaceae. The record is from the annotation of a GenBank genome assembly.
AUGAUCAUUGAAGAAUUUUCUUACCCUCAUAUUAAAGAACAUAUUGAUAACUAUAAAAAAAAGCUAGAAAUCCUAUUAUUAAAUGAAUAUGAAUUAUUAAGCUUUAACGAACUUGUUAAUUUAUUAAUUGGUGAUAAAAUUAUUCAUACUCUUGAUGAAUUGGAUAAUGCUGUCAAUGAAUUACCUAUAUAUCCAGUAAUCGAAGGUCGAGUUACUUCUCUUAUUCUAGAAAAUGUAGAACACCUUUUAUCACAUUUUAAACAAACCAAUGAGAAAGUUCUGAAAAUGAUGGAAAGUGGCAAAAAUUCGCGUGAAUUGGAGUAUAUUAGGAUAUAUAGAGAAGACGAAUAUAAAUUUUUGGAAUAUGCUGUGGAUGAUUUUACGAGAAAACGUGAUUCUUUAUUAUCAGACGAAUACAUAAUGGAAUAG